AUGGCUUCAGACACGGCAGCAAGUCACACGGUGGACGUGUUGUGUGGCGUCUGCGUUGAAUUGCUGCGGCAAGGACUGCCGGUUCAUGAGCAGCUUGCUCUGCGCACGACCUGCGCAGCUACCAGAGCAUGUCUUUGCACCUCGGUCUUUUGGGACGAGGUCCUUGCCUCCCGGGCCACUCGUGGCGCCAAGCGCGGAGUUUUGGCCCACUGGGUGGACUACAAAAGGUGGUUCCAUCGGGCCGUGACCGAGAGCCGCUCGCUGCGGCUCCGGCGGCUUUUCGCAGCACUCCGUGGCCCGGUGUUGCCGCGGCAG
Molecule: messenger RNA, 315 nt
Organism: Symbiodinium pilosum
Lineage: Eukaryota; Dinophyceae; Suessiales; Symbiodiniaceae
Source: the annotation of a GenBank genome assembly